Molecule: messenger RNA, 1266 nt
Organism: Mytilinidion resinicola
Lineage: Eukaryota; Fungi; Ascomycota; Dothideomycetes; Mytilinidiales; Mytilinidiaceae
Exons: 1
Source: RefSeq, a predicted model, not a curated record
CGAUCGCGGCGUUCACAUCCAAACCUCACCCACCUCUCUCUUGCACCCCUCUCCUCGAAAUACCCCCUCGACGCCUCCACCCCGCCAUCUCCCACCUCCCCAACCGCCCAAACACCCUCCUACAUCGCCAAUCGCUCCGCCCCCACCACCCCCGGCAUCCUCUCCCUCUCCCAAUCCCGCAGCACCUCCGCAUCCCGCUCACGCCGCCGCCCCAAAACCCCAACCGCCGCCUACGCCUACGACGGCUACUUCCCCGCCGCGACUACCGAAAACCCCCAACACGCCAUCGGCGAGAUCCCCAAAGCAAAGAGCACCAGCGUGCUCGGCCCCGGCCUCUCCACCUCAAACCUCAACCUCACUACAUCUACAUCAAGUGUCGCGAUCGCAGGCGAAGGCAAAAAGCGCCACCACCUCCGCACCCGCACGGGCGACUUCCGCCUCCCGACCCCCUUGCACCGUCACCACACGACCCACGAGGCCGCCGACGAGUGGCUGCACCGCGCGGGCCUGGCGAUCGCGGGCGAGACGCGCGAGAGCAAGGGCCAGAGCUGGCUGAUCCGCCGCGCCAGCUCGACGAGUCUGGUGCGGCAGAGCGAUGGGUGGGACGAGCAUCCGAGCCAUGAGCACGAGGCGGGACCGCAGCUCAUGAAGCUGAUCUCGGGCGAGCAUUUUGAGUUUAGUGAGGGGGGAUGGGCGGGGAGCCCAAGGGUCCUGUCGCGGUUUGGGAGCCGUGUAGGGAGCAGGAUACAGAGUGCGAGGGGGAGUCGGAGGGGGUCGAGGGUGUGGGGGAGUAAGGGGGAACUGGCUGGGAUGACGCAUGCACAGGAGGAUGGUGGGGAGGAGGGGUAUUUUGCCGAGGAGGUGGUGGAGGCGGAUUUUGUGGGGAGUGAUGAGGAGAGUGUGGGAGAUGAGGAGGAGGUGGCGAGGCUGGCGAGCGAGAGGGGAUUUGGGCUGGGUGGGUGGAUGGAUCGGUUGGUUGGGUGGACGCUGUUCAGUGUUGAGGAAGAUGGAGAAAGUAGUGAUGAGGAGGGAGAGGAGGAGGAGGCACUGACGAGGGAAGACGUGUUGUUGAAGAAGGAAGUGGAGGCGAAGAGGAAGAAGAUGGAGCGGGAAGCGAUCAUUGCGGCUUCGGCGGCGGGAUCAAAAGAGAAAGAAAUUGAAGAGGAAAAAGAUGUCCCAAUACCGGAGCCUGUGCCGGCGGAAGGUGAGGGUGGGUGGCAGGAUGCUGCAUGGCUUCUGAGCGUUGCAUCAAAGGUCCUUCUGUGA